Molecule: messenger RNA, 1216 nt
Organism: Engraulis encrasicolus (European anchovy)
Lineage: Eukaryota; Metazoa; Chordata; Actinopteri; Clupeiformes; Engraulidae
Product: homeobox protein Dlx3b-like
Exons: 4
Coding region: 1-921 (306 amino acids)
Biological process (GO): cell differentiation; embryo development; regulation of transcription by RNA polymerase II
Molecular function (GO): RNA polymerase II cis-regulatory region sequence-specific DNA binding; DNA-binding transcription factor activity, RNA polymerase II-specific
Source: RefSeq, a predicted model, not a curated record
AUGGUCUGUAGUUGCGUGGAUAUCUUGCUGCCACCAGAUAUAACGCUACCUUUUAGAAAGCAUUUCGGAUUAUUCGCAACUUUGUUAUGGCCUCUGGGCAGACCCCCGCCAGGGACAGCGCGCAAUGAGCGAAAAGAAAGUCACUCAAACUUGCUUGGUUUAUUCGUGUCGGAUCAAACGCCUGAAACAGUCUUAUUUCCGUACUCUGCAAUGACCAUGAGUUAUUAUACUGGCCAUUCGUCACACAGUCACCAGGACUACUACCAGCCAUACUCCCAGUCCAUGGCUGCGUAUUCUUACCAACAGUACAACUCAAGUGGAAUAGGAGCAUCAGGUGGUUAUGCUAUGAAGACUGACUAUCCCUACCCUCACUCCUACAGACAAUAUUACGGCAGAGACUUACAAGCUCAUCAAGACACAGUGAAAGAAGAGGAGGAACCUGAGGUGCGAAUGGUCAACGGAAAACCGAAGAAAAUUCGCAAGCCACGGACAAUCUACUCGAGUUACCAGCUGGGCGCUUUGCAGCGGCGUUUCCAAAAGGCGCAGUAUUUGGCCCUUCCUGAACGCGCAGAGCUCGCCGCGCAGCUCGGGGUCACGCAGACACAGGUAAAGAUAUGGUUCCAGAAUCGCAGGUCUAAGUUCAAAAAGCUCUACAAGUCCGGCGAGCUCUCUCUGGAACACAGUCCAAACGCCAGCGACUCCAUGGCCUGCAACUCGCCGCCCUCUCCGGCUACCUGGGAUAUCAGCACACAUGCUAAUACAACCAACAGAGGGCAGAUUAUGCCACCGCCUCACGCAUCCUCUUCGCCGCCUUUUUUGGAUGAAUGCGGUCAUCGUUGGUAUGAGCAAGCUUCACAUCAGGGCGUUCAGCACACGAACUCUGUGCACCACACGCCGCCCUCUGCGCUCAACACCUAUUGACGUCGUUACGGUCUUCCCUUUGAACUGAAGAGCUAUUGGUGUUUAUGUUUGCUUUUGGACAUUUGUUGGAUGUAACUAAAACGAACAUUUUUUUCUACUUUCAAGUGUUAUCUGUUUUCAUUUGUUUGCACUCUCGUUUUGCCCAUCAUUUGGAUAGCGGCCCUAUAUCGUUGCCAGCACUUAAUGCCAUAAUCCUUAGUGUUCAUAAACAUCAAGUUUCAUUAAACUUUAACAUGUGGGUGAUAUGUUCACUAUACUAAUCUAUAACUUGUGAUGCGUGUGUUUUUAUUAUUGA